Anguilla anguilla (European eel) is the source of this 2551-nucleotide messenger RNA. Its product is annotated as large neutral amino acids transporter small subunit 1-like. Gene Ontology annotation, cellular component: membrane. NCBI's taxonomy places the organism in Eukaryota, Metazoa, Chordata, Actinopteri, Anguilliformes, Anguillidae. The record is from RefSeq and is a predicted model, not a curated record. Gene Ontology annotation, molecular function: neutral L-amino acid transmembrane transporter activity; L-amino acid transmembrane transporter activity. Bases 358 to 1896 code for a protein of 512 amino acids. Gene Ontology annotation, biological process: amino acid transmembrane transport; neutral amino acid transport. The transcript is spliced from 11 exons.
UUUGAUAGAGGAUCGACGCGUCCCAUUUGGAACAGACGAUUAGGCGCUUACACACACGCACGCACGCACUCACACUCUUGCUAGCAGUCUGCCUCCUACGGACAUGUGCGCACCCCUAAGAAAGGAGCGCGUCGCGUGGAAAUCUGCCAUGUGGCUGAGGAUGAGAGCGUUUGCAUGAUCACCGAGUUACCGCCAUAUAAAUAGCGUUUCAUCAGGGGGUCACAGUAAACAGAAGAGGUUCUCUGCGAGGACAGUCCGUUCUCUCUCUCACACACACACACACGUGCAAGAGGAAUCUGUUCCCUCUCUCCCCCAAGAGACGAGCCAAGGCGGCUGCGUAGACGGCAAACCCCCAGGAUGGCGGAGCUGAAGUCGCGGAGCAGGGAGAGCAUCAACAAGGUGGAGAAGGAACUGGAGAAGAUCGAGGUGGCUAAUGCCACGCCUGAAGAAGUGACCGAGGCGGAAGCCAUGGCCCCCGAGGCCAGCAAGGACAAGGUGGAGCUGAAGAGGAGCAUCACUCUGUUCAAUGGCGUGGGGAUGAUCAUCGGCACUAUCAUCGGCUCUGGCAUCUUCAUCACGCCCACCGGGGUGGUGAAGGAGGUGGGCUCGGCCGGCCUGUCGCUGGUGGUCUGGACGGCCUGCGGCGUCAUCUCCACCAUGGGGGCCCUCUGCUACGCCGAGCUGGGCACCACCAUCGCCAAGUCAGGCGGAGACUACACCUACAUCCUGGAGGUCUACGGGGAGCUGGCCGCCUUCCUCAAGCUGUGGCUGGAGAUGCUGAUCAUCCGCCCGUCCUCCCAGUACGUCGUCUCGCUGGUCUUCGCCACCUACCUCCUCAAGCCCCUCUACCCAGAAUGCAGCGUUCCAGAGAGCGCCGCCAAGCUCAUCGCCUGCCUGUGUCUCACCCUGCUGACCUUCGUGAACUGCAUCAGCGUCAGAGCGGCCACCAAAGUGCAGGACCUCUUCACCGCCUCCAAGCUCAUCGCCCUCACCAUCAUCAUCAUCUUCGGCUUCAUCGAGAUCGCCCGAGGUGACAUCCCUUACCUGCAACCAGACACGGCGUUCCAAGGCAGCAAAAUGGGAGUGGGCAACGUGGUCUUGGCUCUUUACAGUGGACUGUUCGCCUUCGGAGGCUGGAAUUAUUUGAAUUAUGUGACGGAGGAAAUGAUUAAUCCAGAGAGAAACCUGCCGCUGUCCAUCAUCAUCUCAAUGCCCAUAGUGACGGUGGUGUACGUGCUGACCAACUUGGCCUACUUCACCACCAUAUCCCCACAAGUCAUGGUGGACUCAGAGGCUGUGGCUGUGACAUUUGGGGAGCACCACCUGGGAUUCAUGGCCUGGCUGAUCCCGGUUUUUGUGGGGCUGUCCUGCUUCGGCGCUGUGAAUGGGAGCCUGUUCACCUCCGCUCGGCUGUUCUACGCCGGCGCUAGAGAGGGUCAGCUCCCUGCGGCAUUGGGCCUGGUCCACACCGACCUCUUUACCCCCGUACCCUCCCUCAUCUUCACCUGCUUCCUGUCCAUGCUGUACGCCAGCUCCAAAGACAUCUUCUCUGUCAUAAACCUGUUCAGCUUCUUCACCUGGCUGUGCGUCGGCAUGGCGAUCGCCGGCAUGCUCUGGCUGCGCUGGAAAAAGCCUGAACUGAGGAGGCCCAUCAAGAUAUGGCUGCCCAUACCGAUCAUCUUUGUCUUGAGCUGCGUCUUCAUGAUCCUGGUGUCCUUCUGGGCGGCCCCUUUCGAGUGUCUGGUCGGAAGCACCAUCAUCCUGACGGGAAUUCCCUUCUACCUGCUGGGAUACAAGUGGAAGAAGCCGCACAUCGUGCGCAAAGUCCUGGAGAUUUUCACCAUGUUCUGUCAGAAGAUCUUCAUGUCUGUUCCGGAGGACCGUGAAGCCCCUUAGCGGCUGCAAAAGAGGGAAAGAAAGUGACAAAAAAAGAGUAUUUCAGUGUCCUAGGUUCAGUGACAUGUUUACAUUUUGUUCAUGUGAUGUCAGCCGGAGUACCAUCAUGAUUUUUUUUUUUUUACAGGGUUAACUGAAAAAUAGAGGAUGCAGAGGAAUUCAUUUUUAGCUCAGCCUUCUCAGUAGCCAAUUUGUUGUGUUCGUUAUUCUCUUUUGCCUAAGAAAAGGCUUCAAGAGUGGUCUAAGAGAACAUUAAACCCAGGCGAAGACUUUGGCUGGACAUGCCAAACGGUAAUUUAUCACUCUUGAAAGGGUUUGUUUUGUAUGCUGAAAAUGAAACCCAGGAAAGGUGUUUGGUUGGACAUGCAGUAACCAGCGUUAUUUAACCGCCUUAUAAGGACAAUUACAUUGUGUCCCCAGUGCUGUAUGUCCAAAUAAAAACUUUCCCUGGGGUUCAGUUUCAAGUUGUCAUGGACUUCUCCGGGGGGAAAAAACAAAGUAACACCAGCUGUCUCGGGAGCUAUGCAGAUACACAACUCCAACAGAGUAUGUCAAAUAUUCUGACGCUCCCAAAUUAUUUUAAAUUAUAGGCACUUAAAAUGGACACAGUUUAGGGCCAAAAGGGAUAUUCCUAUAGAUCUUUAUGCUGAGGUAC